GGUAUACUGUCAGACGGUGCUGUGAUUGCUGUUAAGCAGCUCUCCUCCAAAUCAAAACAAGGGAAUCGUGAAUUCAUCAAUGAAAUCGGCAUGAUAUCUGCAUUGCAGCAUCCAAAUCUGGUGAAACUUUAUGGCUGUUGCAUUGAAGGAAACCAGUUGCUGCUAGUAUAUGAAUACAUGGAGAACAAUAGUCUUGCUCGUGCACUUUUUGGUAAAGAACAUGAGAGGAUGCAAUUGGACUGGCCCAGAAGAAUGAAGAUUUGUGUGGGGAUUGCAAAGGGAUUAGCUUAUCUCCAUGAAGAGUCAAGGUUGAAAAUAGUACACAGGGAUAUUAAGGCAACCAAUGUCUUACUUGAUAAGCAUCUGAAUGCCAAGAUCUCUGACUUUGGUUUAGCCAAACUUGAUGAAGAAGAGAAUACCCAUAUCAGCACACGAAUAGCCGGGACAAUUGGUUACAUGGCUCCAGAGUAUGCUAUGCGGGGUUACCUGACUGACAAGGCAGAUGUCUAUAGCUUUGGAGUUGUAGCUUUAGAGAUUGUUAGUGGAAAGAGCAACACAAAUUACAGGCCAAAGGAGGAGUUUGUGUAUCUUUUAGAUUGGGCCUAUGUUCUCCAAGAGCAAGGAAACCUUCUGGAUUUGGUGGAUCCAAGUCUUGGUUCAAAGUACUCCUCAGAAGAGGCCAUGAGAAUGCUGCAGUUAGCACUCUUGUGCACCAAUCCUUCUCCCACUCUUAGACCACCUAUGUCAUCGGUAGUGAGCAUGCUUGAGGGAAAAACUCCAAUUCAAGCACCAAUAAUCAAAUGCAGUGAUAAUGCACAAGAAGUGAGAUUUAAAGCUUUUGAGUUGUUAUCGCACGACAGCCAAACUCAUGUCUCUUCUGCUUUCUCACAAGAUAGCUUAGAGCAUAGAAGCAAAUCACUGGAGGGACCAUGGGCUGAUUCCACCACAUCUCUUACAAGUAGGAUCGAUCAUUCUUCAGGCGAUAAACUUAUUAGAAGUUCGAACGAUGUGUGA
Messenger RNA from Sphenostylis stenocarpa, 1014 nucleotides. Lineage: Eukaryota; Viridiplantae; Streptophyta; Magnoliopsida; Fabales; Fabaceae. The record is from the annotation of a GenBank genome assembly.